AUGUUGUAUGGGAUGUACAACGGUCUCAACCUUGACUAUGGGUCUAUAAUUUGGCAGCAGCUAGUUCAAAGUCUACUCUCUUCGUCAAAGCACUCAGAAGUUUCAUGUGGGCGUUUCUGGUCCAUUAUCACCAAAUGGGCAAUGGAUCGCAAUCGUGUCCCUAUUAUGGUGGAUUCCUUGCUUUCCUCCAUCGUCACCUUUCAUACGACGAAGAUCAUCGUCACUGACCCCACAAAGUUUUCGUACAUCGGCUCAAUUCCAGAAACCAUGCUCGGUUGUAUCUCUACAGCCAGUAACAUACUUCAGCAGUACAGGAAGCGUAAAGUUGUUGGUUCACGUGAACUUACGCCGACGAUGCUUCGUUCAAUUGAAGAAGCUGAUAAACCAGCCAAAAGGGGCAAGAAAACUGAAUCACAUAAGGAGGGUCCUGUAACAAAACCAUCCAAGGGGCAAACCCCCAAGAAGAGGAAAGGUAAUAAAGCUUCUCCUUCUCCUCCUCAACCUAAAAAGCAGAAGAAGCCUGCUAGGAAACUUAUUCUUCAAUCCUCAAGCAGUUCGGAUUCAGAAUAUGUUCCUCCUAGGCAGAAGAACACUCCAUCUUCAGACUAUGAGAAUGAAAGUUCUGAUGAAGAGGUUUCGGGUCGAGAUACAACCUCUACCACCACUACAAAACCUACCUUCACUAUUCCCAACCCUCCAUUAACCGAACCUACUUUUACAACCAAACCUCCACCAACAACCGAACCUCCAACUACUUCUAAACCCUUAUCACCCACACCUUCUACAGAAACAACACCAAUUUUGGGCGCUGAGGACUUGGAGUUCGACUCUACAUACUUCAGUCCUUAUCGAGUCCAGAGUGAGGAUGAUGACGAUGAGCCUAUCACCAAACGUCAUCUCCAAGCGGUAAAUAACAAGCUAGAUCAAAUGCUUUCCUCCUCUUCCUCCGGGGCUUAUUUAGAUGCUACAUUAAAGGCCCUAUUCUCAUCAGUUGUUGUAGAACAUUCAGCCUCUUUAACUGCUGCAGCCAAGGCUAUUGAAGCCUCCACUUCUCAGUGUCAUCAGGCCUCUCGUGCUGUUGCUGCUGCAAAGAAUGCUGCUACAGUUACUUCUUCUAUAGAAACUCUUCAACAGACUCUUCAGUCUGAAUGCUCGAAGGUUGAAGCAGCACGCCUUGCUCUUCAACAGGCGAAUGAAGCGUUCCAUGCUAAUUUCAACGAACGCUUAUCUCAACUUGAAGCGGACUUAGCUAUGGAAAAUGGUGUUAUGGAUGAGCUUGCCAGACACACAAAUCAGCUUAAAUUGCAAACUCACAAGCUGAAAACUGCUCAUGCUGAGAUUGAUGACCUCAAGUCCGAGAGGGAGGUAAUAAGGAGUUCUGGUGCAGACAUUCACUCCAUCCUUCUUCAUCUAAUUGAAGGUCAUGAUCCCCUUGUCACUAUCACCACCCGAAGACAUUUGGCAGAAAAGCUUCGACCGGCACUAGACGUCCUCAGUCGUAUCGAGGGCGUUCCGGUGAUUGGUGUCCAACCGCAAAAAGGGGGAGAGAAAGAGUUGAAGCAAGAAAAGCAAAAAACAAAUCAACCUCCUCCUUCUACCUCCAAGCUAGCUACUAAACCGAAGGAAGAUGAUGUCUACAUUGAAAUUCCCAGGAAACCUGUCCCAAAGGUUGAUUCUUCAGAAAAACGAACUGAAGAAAUUUCUAUGAAGGAGAAGGUUGAGCUAGAACAGAAACGAAAGGAGGCGAAGCUCCUUGAAAAGAAAAAGGCCAUGUUCCCUGAAUGGACUAAAGAAUCGCUUCAGAGCUGUGCGAUUGACGAGCCAACUGCUCUAUGGCUCGAACCAAUAAUGGCAUUCAGCCUUGACAACUCCAGGGAUGCACAGUUCGAUAUGCCAAUCACUAGAAAGGCAUUCGUCUUCCAUUGUUUCAACUCCACUGCUGCCAUUCCAUCUCCAGACCGAAGGUAG
This is a messenger RNA of Lactuca sativa (garden lettuce), 1968 nucleotides long. Lineage: Eukaryota; Viridiplantae; Streptophyta; Magnoliopsida; Asterales; Asteraceae. The record is from RefSeq and is a predicted model, not a curated record.